Daktulosphaira vitifoliae (grape phylloxera) is the source of this 1335-nucleotide messenger RNA. RefSeq lists its product as uncharacterized. The coding region runs from base 266 to 1057 and encodes 263 amino acids. Lineage: Eukaryota; Metazoa; Arthropoda; Insecta; Hemiptera; Phylloxeridae. The transcript has 3 exons. Gene Ontology annotation, cellular component: cytoplasm. Gene Ontology annotation, biological process: cell surface receptor protein tyrosine kinase signaling pathway. The record is from RefSeq and is a predicted model, not a curated record.
AAGAAUUUUAUUGUGCGUAUCCAAUUUUACGCACUCUGUUAUGUCUGAUAUAUCGAUAGGCUAACUCGUCUUUUUACUAAGGAAAUUUCAUUGAACUUUCAAGUGAUUUAAUUUCUUGAGAAAUUAUUAUUAUCUAUAAAAUGUGAUUUUUAUACUUUUUGUUUUAACCAAAAUAAUGUUGAUACCUACUUUAAAUGAAACACAAAAUAUGUCUGUGUAAUUAUUAACUAAGUUAGAUAAGUUUUAUUAAACCAUGUAAAUCAAAAUGGGCUGUGUUUACAGCAACAAAAAAACUAUUGCUCCAACCCUGUUUAAAGUUAUUAAUGUAGAUGAUACAGGCAAUGAAAAAUAUCAUGGGCAAAUGGAAAUUACUGCUUAUGAUUUGAUACUUCAUAAAAAUAGUGAGCCUCCAAUUAUUUGGCCAUUGCAUACAGUUAGACGUUAUGGUUUUGAAGAUUCUAUGUUUUGUUUUGAAGCUGGCCGUUCUUCUCCUUAUGGUCAAGGAAUAUUUGCAUUUAAAAGUAACAAUGCCAAAAAUAUCUUUAAUGCUGUCCAAGGAAAACUACAAAAUGAUAAUAGUACAAACGCAGCAAAAGAUAUGUCAUCUGAAAUGUGCAAUUAUUCUGAGCAAUCAUGUACUAGUACUCGAACCAUUGAAAAAGUUUAUGAUGAAAUUAGUUUUAAUGGUAUAAAAUGUAGUAAUGAAUCCAAUAAUAAUCAAAAUCAACCUCCAGAUUUAAUGCUUGAUCCUGAUACUGUGUUUCUUCCUAAAACCACUUAUGCUAAUAUCUUAAAUGAUAAUGAAGAUGAAGAUGAUGAUAUUUUAAAUGAUCCAUUUGAAUUACUCAAAGACGUACCAACUUAUACCGUAGUUGAAAUUUCUGUUUCUUCUUCUAAAAGAAAAAGUGAAUCUUUACCAACUUCUCCAACAGAAAUACCAGGUUAUACAGCUAUUGAUUUUAAUCGUACAAUGCAUUUAAGCCAAAAGAUGCUAAAAAGUGGAGAAGCUUCUGGAAUGAGAAAAACUAGACAUGAUUCAACCAUGAGUAAUCCAUAGUCUAAAUUUUAAUUUUAAAAUUUUAUGAGCACAUUGUUGCAUGCACUUUUAUUAAUUUAAACUUUAUUUAGUAUAAAACAUAGUCAAUUAUAAUACUUUUGUUUUGUUCCUAUACCUUAAAUUAAUUAAAAUCACUAUAUUUAUUUUAUUUCUAUGAAGAGACAAGCUUAUUUAAAUGUCUGUAUAUAUAUUUAUGUAAAGGUUGAUUUUUAAAAUAUAAUAAAUAAAAAUAAAUCCAGCAAAAUAUUUUUAAAAUAUUGAUUUUUUUUUUAAAUUUA